AUGGCCGCGGAGUUGAAGGCAGAGGUGGAGGGCCUCGUGGCCAAGAUCUCCGACAAGGCAGCCGGACAGUCCGCCCUGGAAGGUUUGGCUGCAAUCGCAAAGGACAAGGGGCGUCCGGCCGAACCCUUCUUGGUGGCCGCCUUCCCCAAGAUCCUGGAGGCGUCGAAUGACAAGUCCAAGAACGUGAAGGAUGCCGCUGUCGCAACCAGCAAGGUCAUCAUGGAGAUGGUCUCUCCUUUUGCCGUGGAGCUCCUGCUGCCCUCCUUCCUUAGUGGGCUGGCGGUCAAGGCGAAGCCCACCCAGAAGGAGGCCACCCUGCAAAUCAUUUCUGCCCUGGCUGCCAAAGCUCCCCGCGCCGUGGGCUACCUGCUGGUGAACUUGGUGGCUCCGGUGGCUGAUCUCACCUGCGACAUCAAGAAGGAGGUGAAGACCGCAGCGCUGGAGUGCAUGACCGCCAUCUGCGGAUGCACCGGCAACAAGGACUUGGAGCCCUUCCUGCCAGCUGUGGUAGAUGCUGCCUCCUCCAUCGACAAGACCCACGCCUGCGUGGAAAAACUUGCCGGAUGCAUCUUCGUGCAGAACGUGGAAGCCCCGGCUUUGGCGGUCACCAUGCCCGUGCUGACGCGCGGCCUGAAUGACAAGAACGAGGAGGUGAAGCGCACGUGCUGCCAGAUCGUGGACAACAUGUGCAAGCUCGUCGAGGAUCCUGCAGAGGUGCUGCCGCUGAUGCCCAAGCUCGAACCCCUGGUCAAGAGCGCGACGGAGAAGAUCUCCGAUCCUGAAGCACGAGGUGUGGCUGAAAAAGCCUACAAGACUCUGCAGAAGGCUGCCGGAGAAGGUGCUGAGUCUCUUCAGCAGAUGAAGCUCGAGGAUGCCAAGAAGCAGGUGUCGGAGGCCCUCGGUAGCAGCGCAGGCUCCGGAGACGUCUUCGACGCCGAGCUGACGCAUGUUUCCGCCCUGGCCGCAUGCGCAGCCAACAUGCGCGUCUUCGACGAGGCCCUCUGGAAGAGCGACGUCGGCUACCUGGCGCCGUUUGACUCCAUCACCGAGGCGCUCCGUGCCAAGAUGGAGAUCGCAGCCAAGCCGAAGGAGGAGGUCGAGGAGGAGGACACCGAGGGCGUGGACCUGUACAAGGGUGCUUUCUCCCUCGCCUACGGCACGCUGACCUUGCUGCGCGAUGCGAAGAUGCAUCUCAAGCGCAACCGUUUCUAUGGCCUGCUUGGACCCAACCAGUGCGGCAAGACGACGCUCAUGCGCGCCAUUGCCAACGAGCAGCUGGAGGGCUUCCCCAAGCGUGAUGAGCUCAAGAGUGUCUUCGUCGAGCACGAGAUCGAAGACGAGGAGGUGGGAGUCCAGGAUGAUGGUUUCCCCAUCCUCUCAGUGGACAAGCCCGGAUGGUGGUGGGUCGUCCACACCUGCAACGACAUCUACAAGCUGGACCCUCCCGUCAAGGAGGACACGGUGAAGGAGCUUAUGAAGUCCAUCGGCUUCGGCUACCCGGGUGGCCCCGACCGUGCCGCCAAUUUGGAGCUGCCAGUGACUUCCUACUCCGGCGGCUGGAAGAUGAAGAUGCAGCUCUGCGCUGCGCAGCUGAUGAACGCUGACGUGCUCAUGUUGGACGAGCCGACUGGCCAUCUGGACGUCGACAACAUCAAGUGGCUGGAAGACUGGCUGGAGUCCUUCGAUGGCAGCAUCAUUUGCACCUCCCAUUUCAGCCCAUUCCUGGACAAGAUGUGCACUCACAUCAUCGAUUUCCAGGACCGGAAGUUGAAGACCUUCAAGGGCGUGAAGGGCCAGACCCUCACCCAGUUCGUCGAGAAGUACCCUGAGAAGAAGUCAUACUUCGAGAUCAGGAACGACAACAUGCGGUUCGUGUUCCCGGAGCCGGGUGCACUGGAGGGUGUGAAGAGCCGCAGCAAGGUCAUCCUGCGCAUGAACAACGUCAGCUUCACGUACCCCACCAAGGACAAGCCCACCAUCAUGGACGUGAGCUUGACCGUGUCGCAGGUGAGCCGAGUCGCAGUUAUCGGUGCCAACGGCGCUGGGAAGUCCACAGCGAUCAAGGUGCUGGUGGGAGAGCAGCUGCCCACUGAGGGCACCAUCUGGAAGGCCCAGGGCCUGCGAAUGGCAUACGUGGCACAGCACGCCUUCCACCACUUGGAGAAGCACAUGCAGGAAACUCCCACACAGUACAUCAUGUGGCGCUUUGCGGGCAAUGAUGACCGCGAGAGCAUGGAGUUCAAGACCGAAGACCUGUCCGUUGACGAGGAGAAGGCACGGGCUCAGAAGUGGUGCAUCGACUCCGUCACCGGCAACGUGCGCCGCUGCACCGACCCCAAGGAGGACGCCAAGCCCCGCGGCAAGGCCAAGCAGGACGAGGCCGGUGCCGUUGUCCCGGAUGCCGUUGUCAACCGCCGCCAGAAGAAGAAGGAGAAGACCUUCGAGUACGAGGUGAAGUGGCAGUUCAAGUCUAUGGACAACAACACCUGGGUGGAGAAGGACACCAUGGUGAAGAUGGGCUACAUCAAGCUUGUUCAGCGUGAGGAUGAGCGUCAGGCUGCCAUGGCAGGACUGAUGACGAAGCAGCUCACCCAGCCUGGUGUGGAGAAGCACUUGGCAGACUUCGGCGUUGACGCCGAGUCCGCAAGCCACACGCAGAUCAACCAGCUCAGUGGUGGAAUGAAGGUGAAGAUCGUCCUUGCGGCUGCCAUGUGGCAGAAUCCGCACGUUCUCAUCCUUGACGAGCCGACCAACUACCUGGAUCGCGACGGGCUGGGUGCCCUGAUUCUGGCCAUCAAGGAUUACAAGGGCGGUGUCCUCAUCAUCUCCCACAACAAGGAGUUCUGCGACAGCGUGGCCACGGAGAAGUGGAUCAUGCAGGCAGGCCGCUUGCGCAUCGAGGGCGAGUCUAUCGACAACUCCAAGGAUGACGGCGAUGCAAACAAAGGCCCUGAUGAGGUCUUCGAUGGUGCCGGCAACAAGAUCGAAGUCAAGAAGAGCGUGGCUGGCGAAGUUGCAGGGGUCCCGAAAGCAAACGGAGACGAUGCCGUUGGGUUGCUUCUCGGUCUCGCAAUCGUAAUCGAGGUCACCAUGACCGAGAAGGACAAGAAGAAGUCCAUCAAGGAUAUUGAGAAGAAGAUCAAGGACGGCAAGAAGAAGCAGACGAUGACCGAUGAGGAGAUCUGGGAGCUCGAGGACAAGCUCAACGAGCUGAAGGAGAGCCUGAAGGGCAAGGCAGAGGUGGAGGGCCUCGUGGCCAAGAUCUCCGACAAGGCAGCCGGACAGUCCGCCCUGGAAGGUUUGGCUGCAAUCGCAAAGGACAAGGGGCGUCCGGCCGAACCCUUCUUGGUGGCCGCCUUCCCCAAGAUCCUGGCGUCGAAUGACAAGUCCAAGAACGUGAAGGAUGCCGCUGUCGCAACCAGCAAGGUCAUCAUGGAGAUGGUCUCUCCUUUUGCCGUGGAGCUCCUGCUGCCCUCCUUCCUUAGUGGGCUGGCGGUCAAGGCGAAGCCCACCCAGAAGGAGGCCACCCUGCAAAUCAUUUCUGCCCUGGCUGCCAAAGCUCCCCGCGCCGUGGGCUACCUGCUGGUGAACUUGGUGGCUCCGGUGGCUGAUCUCACCUGCGACAUCAAGAAGGAGGUGAAGACCGCAGCGCUGGAGUGCAUGACCGCCAUCUGCGGAUGCACCGGCAACAAGGACUUGGAGCCCUUCCUGCCAGCUGUGGUAGAUGCUGCCUCCUCCAUCGACAAGACCCACGCCUGCGUGGAAAAACUUGCCGGCAUCUUCGUGCAGAACGUGGAAGCCCCGGCUUUGGCGGCCGUGAGCCCAGAGUUGCGACGCAUUGCACGAGCUGUUGCAAACAAAGUGGCAGCCAUGAAUGACUCUUCACCGAAAUUCUGUGAUCGUCAGAACAUGACGCAGGUCACCAUGCCCGUGCUGACGCGCGGCCUGAAUGACAAGAACGAGGUGAAGCGCACGUGCUGCCAGAUCGUGGACAACAUGUGCAAGCUCGUCGAGGAUCCUGCAGAGGUGCUGCCGCUGAUGCCCAAGCUCGAACCCCUGGUCAAGAGCGCGACGGAGAAGAUCUCCGAUCCUGAAGCACGAGGUGUGGCUGAAAAAGCCUACAAGACUCUGCAGAAGGCUGCCGGAGAAGGUGCUGAGUCUCUUCAGCAGAUGAAGCUCGAGGAUGCCAAGAAGCAGGUGUCGGAGGCCCUCGGUAGCAGCGCAGGCUCCGGAGACGUCUUCGACGCCGAGCUGACGCAUGUUUCCGCCCUGGCCGCAUGCGCAGCCAACAUGCGCGUCUUCGACGAGGCCCUCUGGAAGAGCGACGUCGGCUACCUGGCGCCGUUUGACUCCAUCACCGAGGCGCUCCGUGCCAAGAUGGAGAUCGCAGCCAAGCCGAAGGAGGAGGUCGAGGAGGAGGACACCGAGGGCGUGGACCUGUACAAGGGUGCUUUCUCCCUCGCCUACGGCACGCUGACCUUGCUGCGCGAUGCGAAGAUGCAUCUCAAGCGCAACCGUUUCUAUGGCCUGCUUGGACCCAACCAGUGCGGCAAGACGACGCUCAUGCGCGCCAUUGCCAACGAGCAGCUGGAGGGCUUCCCCAAGCGUGAUGAGCUCAAGAGUGUCUUCGUCGAGCACGAGCGCCUGGGCCAGCAAAGGAUCGAAGACGAGGAGGUGGGAGUCCAGGAUGAUGGCGGUUUCCCCAUCCUCUCAGUGGACAAGCCCGGCAACGACAUCUACAAGCUGGACCCUCCCGUCAAGGAGGACACGGUGAAGGAGCUUAUGAAGUCCAUCGGCUUCGGCUACCCGGGUGGCCCCGACCGUGCCGCCAAUUUGGAGCUGCCAGUGACUUCCUACUCCGGCGGCUGGAAGAUGAAGAUGCAGCUCUGCGCUGCGCAGCUGAUGAACGCUGACGUGCUGGGCCUCGACAGUCCGGUUUUUGAUUACUCGGUGCUCAUGUUGGACGAGCCGACUGGCCAUCUGGACGUCGACAACAUCAAGUGGCUGGAAGACUGGCUGGAGUCCUUCGAUGGCAGCAUCAUUUGCACCUCCCAUUUCAGCCCAUUCCUGGACAAGAUGUGCACUCACAUCAUCGAUUUCCAGGACCGGAAGUUGAAGACCUUCAAGGGCGUGAAGGGCCAGACCCUCACCCAGUUCGUCGAGAAGUACCCUGAGAAGAAGUCAUACUUCGAGAUCAGGAACGACAACAUGCGGUUCGUGUUCCCGGAGCCGGGUGCACUGGAGGGUGUGAAGAGCCGCAGCAAGGUCAUCCUGCGCAUGAACAACGUCAGCUUCACAUACCCCACCAAGGACAAGCCCACCAUCAUGGACGUGAGCUUGACCGUGUCGCAGGUGAGCCGAGUCGCAGUUAUCGGUGCCAACGGCGCUGGGAAGUCCACAGCGAUCAAGGUGCUGGUGGGAGAGCAGCUGCCCACUGAGGGCACCAUCUGGAAGGCCCAGGGCCUGCGAAUGGCAUACGUGGCACAGCACGCCUUCCACCACUUGGAGAAGCACAUGCAGGAAACUCCCACACAGUACAUCAUGUGGCGCUUUGCGGGCAAUGAUGACCGCGAGAGCAUGGAGUUCAAGACCGAAGACCUGUCCGUUGACGAGGAGAAGGCACGGGCUCAGAAGUGGUGCAUCGACUCCGUCACCGGCAACGUGCGCCGCUGCACCGACCCCAAGGAGGACGCCAAGAAGGCCAAGCAGGACGAGGCCGGUGCCGUUGUCCCGGAUGCCGUUGUCAACCGCCGCCAGAAGAAGAAGGAGAAGACCUUCGAGUACGAGGUGAAGUGGCAGUUCAAGUCCAUGGACAACAACACCUGGGUGGAGAAGGACACCAUGGUGAAGAUGGGCUACAUCAAGCUUGUUCAGCGUGAGGAUGAGCGUCAGGCUGCCAUGGCAGGACUGAUGACGAAGCAGCUCACCCAGCCCGGUGUGGAGAAGCACUUGGCAGACUUCGGCGUUGACGCCGAGUCCGCAAGCCACACGCAGAUCAACCAGCUCAGUGGUGGAAUGAAGGUGAAGAUCGUCCUUGCGGCUGCCAUGUGGCAGAAUCCGCACGUUCUCAUCCUUGACGAGCCGACCAACUACCUGGAUCGCGACGGGCUGGGUGCCCUGAUUCUGGCCAUCAAGGAUUACAAGGGCGGUGUCCUCAUCAUCUCCCACAACAAGGAGUUCUGCGACAGCGUGGCCACGGAGAAGUGGAUCAUGCAGGCAGGCCGCUUGCGCAUCGAGGGCGAGUCUAUCGACAACUCCAAGGAUGACGGCGAUGCAAACAAAGGCCCUGAUGAGGUCUUCGAUGGUGCCGGCAACAAGAUCGAAGUCAAGAAGAGCGUCACCAUGACCGAGAAGGACAAGAAGAAGUCCAUCAAGGAUAUUGAGAAGAAGAUCAAGGACGGCAAGAAGAAGCAGACGAUGACCGAUGAGGAGAUCUGGGAGCUCGAGGACAAGCUCAACGAGCUGAAGGAGAGCCUGAAGGGCAAGGCAGAGGUGGAGGGCCUCGUGGCCAAGAUCUCCGACAAGGCAGCCGGACAGUCCGCCCUGGAAGGUUUGGCUGCAAUCGCAAAGGACAAGGGGCGUCCGGCCGAACCCUUCUUGGUGGCCGCCUUCCCCAAGAUCCUGGAGGCGUCGAAUGACAAGUCCAAGAACGUGAAGGAUGCCGCUGUCGCAACCAGCAAGGUCAUCAUGGAGAUGGUCUCUCCCUUUGCCGUGGAGCUCCUGCUGCCCUCCUUCCUUAGUGGGCUGGCGGUCAAGGCGAAGCCCACCCAGAAGGAGGCCACCCUGCAAAUCAUUUCUGCCCUGGCUGCCAAAGCUCCCCGCGCCGUGGGCUACCUGCUGGUGAACUUGGUGGCUCCGGUGGCUGAUCUCACCUGCGACAUCAAGAAGGAGGUGAAGACCGCAGCGCUGGAGUGCAUGACCGCCAUCUGCGGAUGCACCGGCAACAAGGACUUGGAGCCCUUCCUGCCAGCUGUGGUAGAUGCUGCCUCCUCCAUCGACAAGACCCACGCCUGCGUGGAAAAACUUGCCGGCAUCUUCGUGCAGAACGUGGAAGCCCCGGCUUUGGCGGCCGUGAGCCCAGAGUUGCGACGCGUUGCACGAGCUGUUGCAAACAAAGUGGCAGCCAUGAAUGACUCUUCACCGAAAUUCUGUGAUCGUCAGAACAUGACGCAGGUCACCAUGCCCGUGCUGACGCGCGGCCUGAAUGACAAGAACGAGGUGAAGCGCACGUGCUGCCAGAUCGUGGACAACAUGUGCAAGCUCGUCGAGGAUCCUGCAGAGGUGCUGCCGCUGAUGCCCAAGCUCGAACCCCUGGUCAAGAGCGCGACGGAGAAGAUCUCCGAUCCUGAAGCACGAGGUGUGGCUGAAAAAGCCUACAAGACUCUGCAGAAGGCUGCCGGAGAAGGUGCUGAGUCUCUUCAGCAGAUGAAGCUCGAGGAUGCCAAGAAGCAGGUGUCGGAGGCCCUCGGUAGCAGCGCAGGCUCCGGAGACGUCUUCGACGCCGAGCUGACGCAUGUUUCCGCCCUGGCCGCAUGCGCAGCCAACAUGCGCGUCUUCGACGAUGCCCUCUGGAAGAGCGACGUCGGCUACCUGGCGCCGUUUGACUCCAUCACUGAGGCGCUCCGUGCCAAGAUGGAGAUCGCAGCCAAGCCGAAGGAGGAGGUCGAGGAGGAGGACACCGAGGGCGUGGACCUGUACAAGGGUGCUUUCUCCCUCGCCUACGGCACGCUGACCUUGCUGCGCGAUGCGAAGAUGCAUCUCAAGCGCAACCGUUUCUAUGGCCUGCUUGGACCCAACCAGUGCGGCAAGACAACACUCAUGCGCGCCAUUGCCAACGAGCAGCUGGAGGGCUUCCCCAAGCGUGAUGAGCUCAAGAGUGUCUUCGUCGAGCACGAGCGCCUGGGCCAGCAAAGGAUCGAAGACGAGGAGGUGGGAGUCCAGGAUGAUGGCGGUUUCCCCAUCCUCUCAGUGGACAAGCCCGGCAACGACAUCUACAAGCUGGACCCUCCCGUCAAGGAGGACACGGUGAAGGAGCUUAUGAAGUCCAUCGGCUUCGGCUACCCGGGUGGCCCCGACCGUGCCGCCAAUUUGGAGCUGCCAGUGACUUCCUACUCCGGCGGCUGGAAGAUGAAGAUGCAGCUUUGCGCUGCGCAGCUGAUGAACGCUGACGUGCUGGGCCUCGACAGUCCGGUUUUUGAUUACUCGGUGCUCAUGUUGGACGAGCCGACUGGCCAUCUGGACGUCGACAACAUCAAGUGGCUGGAAGACUGGCUGGAGUCCUUCGAUGGCAGCAUCAUUUGCACCUCCCAUUUCAGCCCAUUCCUGGACAAGAUGUGCACUCACAUCAUCGAUUUCCAGGACCGGAAGUUGAAGACCUUCAAGGGCGUGAAGGGCCAGACCCUCACCCAGUUCGUCGAGAAGUACCCUGAGAAGAAGUCAUACUUCGAGAUCAGGAACGACAACAUGCGGUUCGUGUUCCCGGAGCCGGGUGCACUGGAGGGUGUGAAGAGCCGCAGCAAGGUCAUCCUGCGCAUGAACAACGUCAGCUUCACAUACCCCACCAAGGACAAGCCCACCAUCAUGGACGUGAGCUUGACCGUGUCGCAGGUGAGCCGAGUCGCAGUUAUCGGUGCCAACGGCGCUGGGAAGUCCACAGCGAUCAAGGUGCUGGUGGGAGAGCAGCUGCCCACUGAGGGCACCAUCUGGAAGGCCCAGGGCCUGCGAAUGGCAUACGUGGCACAGCACGCCUUCCACCACUUGGAGAAGCACAUGCAGGAAACUCCCACACAGUACAUCAUGUGGCGCUUUGCGGGCAAUGAUGACCGCGAGAGCAUGGAGUUCAAGACCGAAGACCUGUCCGUUGACGAGGAGAAGGCACGGGCUCAGAAGUGGUGCAUCGACUCCGUCACCGGCAACGUGCGCCGCUGCACCGACCCCAAGGAGGACGCCAAGAAGGCCAAGCAGGACGAGGCCGGUGCCGUUGUCCCGGAUGCCGUUGUCAACCGCCGCCAGAAGAAGAAGGAGAAGACCUUCGAGUACGAGGUGAAGUGGCAGUUCAAGUCCAUGGACAACAACACCUGGGUGGAGAAGGACACCAUGGUGAAGAUGGGCUACAUCAAGCUUGUUCAGCGUGAGGAUGAGCGUCAGGCUGCCAUGGCAGGACUGAUGACGAAGCAGCUCACCCAGCCCGGUGUGGAGAAGCACUUGGCAGACUUCGGCGUUGACGCCGAGUCCGCAAGCCACACGCAGAUCAACCAGCUCAGUGGUGGAAUGAAGGUGAAGAUCGUCCUUGCGGCUGCCAUGUGGCAGAAUCCGCACGUUCUCAUCCUUGACGAGCCGACCAACUACCUGGAUCGCGACGGGCUGGGUGCCCUGAUUCUGGCCAUCAAGGAUUACAAGGGCGGUGUCCUCAUCAUCUCCCACAACAAGGAGUUCUGCGACAGCGUGGCCACGGAGAAGUGGAUCAUGCAGGCAGGCCGCUUGCGCAUCGAGGGCGAGUCUAUCGACAACUCCAAGGAUGACGGCGAUGCAAACAAAGGCCCUGAUGAGGUCUUCGAUGGUGCCGGUAACAAGAUCGAAGUCAAGAAGAGCGUCACCAUGACCGAGAAGGACAAGAAGAAGUCCAUCAAGGAUAUUGAGAAGAAGAUCAAGGACGGCAAGAAGAAGCAGACGAUGACCGAUGAGGAGAUCUGGGAGCUCGAGGACAAGCUCAACGAGCUGAAGGAGAGCCUGAAGGGCAAGGAGUGCGGCUCAUGGCGAGCAGGCUGGGGAAAAGCCCCAGCGCCCAUCUCCCUCUUCCCAAGGUCACCGGUCACUGUCUUAGGAAACUUCAUUUGUGGAGUGCUGCUCAGGAGAGCUGCGAAGGCCAGUGCCAGAGAAGCCUGGACGAAGGUACCUGGGCUGGAGCUGGUCGAGGCACCGGAGAGCCUGGGGGAUGCUGGGUGCAAUCGAGUUGUGGGGGCAUCGGGUGCUGCCGCUGCUAGCUUCUGCAGCGCGCAUGUCAGGCGGUCCGCUCGGUGCCGACUUGCUCGUUCUGCGCUGGUCGAACAACUCACCGAGGCAUCCGAGGCUCUGGAGGUGCUCCGUGGCAAAUGGGAUGCUGUCGAGCUUGGCGAGGCAGAGCGCCUGCAGCCGCUGGCAGAUGAGGAGGUCGCGAUUCGAGAAGCCAUGCGGACCUUGGAAUUUGGGGAUCCGGCAGAGAUCCAAGCAAUACCACAGAUUCCAAGUGCAGAUCCCGUUGUGGCUGGGUACUAUCGCGCUGCACGUGCUCUGCUUGAGCUGGAGGUGGCGCAGAAGGAGUGGGAGGUCCGCACGGCCCAGGCUGCUGGAUUUGAUCAGCCAAGCUCUCCAGAAGUGGGCGCCUUCGCCAGCAGGCUUCUUGGAAUCGCACUCCUCCGCAUUCGGCUGUUCCAGCACUCCGAGGCGUACGAACUGCUGCAGCGUGCGCUUCCCACCAUGCUGGCCACGCAGCAGUUCGUGGGUUCAGAGGGCGCUGCGGCUAAGCAUUGGCUGCAGAACCUGUGCCGCAGCACAGCCAUGAGCCAGAUGCUCCGAGAGCCGGGUCACAUGCAAGGCGUUGAUAUCUCGAACAGCGAGCAUGUGGAACGCUUGCAGGCGCUCCGCGAAGGGCUUCGGACCUGUGGAUAUGCUGCAAAGGACAUACUGGGCAUGACUCAGGUCCCGACCCUUGAGAUGUUCGCCGACGACGACCUGUGCGGGCAAGCAGCUGAUGCUUUGCUGGCCAGUGCACCGCGAGGAAAGCCGGGACUUGCAGAGCUUGUGCGGUUCUUCCUUUUGAGCAGGCCUGUGCCGCUCAAGCAGCUGACAGAGCUACUGGGCUCCACCUGUAUGGAGUUCCUUCUAGAGAAGCAAGCCGUCACCGUGAUCCGUGGCCCCUCCUGUGCCCUGGUCAAGGCAGACGACGCGCUGAAGGCUUUGGAGAAUCCCUCAGAUGAUUUCUACUGCUUUGCGAACAUCAAGAUUUGGCCAGUGGAGGACCUUCUCAUUGCCACGGAUCGGCAAACCUGGCCGUCUCAGGGAUUUGAGCCAGUGAUGUACCUUUCGGACGACUCCUGGGGGCUCAUUUAUGGAGCGCCACGAGAACAAGUGGACUCAGUGCUGGACCUCUGCACUGGCAGCGGCGUCCAAGGGCUAGUAGCCCUGCAAAAUUACGCCGAAACCGCAACCUUCGUUGACUUGAAUCCUCGCGCUCUGGACUUUGUGCGCUUCAACGUCGCUUUGAAUGGCCUUUCGCAGAAAGUUUCUGGCAUCUACGAAGGCAAUCUAUACCAGGCGCUGCCUCCAGAAUCUGGGCCCUUUGAUGCCAUCUUGGCCAAUCCGCCCUUCCUCCCGAACCCGCGCGGCAUCGGCUCGCAGUGUUCGGCGAAAUUUGGGGACGGAGGUGAUUUCGGGGAAGAUAUCUUGGAGGCAAUUAUGCAAGGCGUGGCAGACCACCUGAAGCCUGCUGGGCACCUCAGCGCAGUCACAUAUGCCCCGAACACCCCAGAGAUGGCAGAGAGGAUCUUGCGAUACCUGAAGAGUCCUGACGAGAUGUCGCCGUGCAUCACGGUCUUCAGCAGCAAGCUGAAGCCAGCCAAGGAGUUCAAGCCUGUGUCCAGCGCGGUUGAAGCCGUGCGAUAUCAGGAGGCACUCGACGAGGUUGGGAUCAAGACAAUGGCCGAGGCCAUCACUGUGGUGAGCUUCGACGAUAAAGCUGCGCAGACGCACUUUCUCCUCAAGGAGCAUCUUUUCCAGGAUGAGGGCUACUUGAGAAGUCUCUGGAAGCAGCACUUGGAUGGCUGCUCGAAGACUUGA
Molecule: messenger RNA, 11814 nt
Organism: Symbiodinium sp. CCMP2592
Lineage: Eukaryota; Dinophyceae; Suessiales; Symbiodiniaceae
Source: the annotation of a GenBank genome assembly